AUGUCUGCCUACCUCACCACUCGUAUCUCGCCCGCUCCCGCAAAGAGCGAUACUCUAUACAACAAAGCGGCCAAGGGCGUUCCCUUCUUCUCGCCAGAGCAAGAUCCUCCCGCUGGUCUGGCCAUCAAGCCCCAGAACGGAAGACCUGUCCCUAGACUGUUCCAGCCGCUCAAGAUUCGCAAUGUUACCUUGCAGAACAGAAUCUGGGUCAGCCCCAUGUGCCAGUACUCAAGCCAUGAGGGUUUCAUGACGCCUUGGCAUCUUGCCCAUUACGGCGGUAUGGCCCAGCGUGGUCCUGGACUCAUGAUGAUUGAGGCUACUGCCGUCCAGGCCAAUGGUCGAAUUACACCUGAGGAUGCUGGUAUCUGGCUCGAUGCUCAUGUCGAUACUCUCCGCAAGAACGUCGACUUCGCCCACAGCCAAAACGCCAAGAUCGCCAUCCAGCUCGCCCACGCUGGUCGCAAAGCCAGCUGCGUCGCCCCAUGGAUCAGCGCUGGCGCCGUUGCCACAGAGGAAGCCGGCGGCUGGCCCGACGAUGUCGUGGGUCCCAGCACCGAGCGUUUUGACGACGAGUACCCUACCCCUCGCAGCAUAACCAUCAGCGAAAUCGAACAGCUUAAGAGGGACUUCGUCAAAGGCGCUAAGCGUGCUGUUUCCGCUGGCUUUGAUGUGAUUGAGCUGCACUUCGCCCAUGGCUACCUCGUCAGCUCAUUCCUGACACCAGCCGUUAACAAGCGAACUGAUCAGUACGGCGGCAGCUUCGAGAACCGCACCCGUCUCGCCCUCGAGCUCGUCGAUGCUGUCCGCGCUGUGAUCCCCGAGACCAUGCCUCUGUUCGUGCGCCUCAGCGCCACAGACUGGCUCGACACCAACCCCAACUACAGCGGCGAGAGCUGGACCGUCGACCAAGCCGCCAAGCUCUCUGCCCUCCUUGCCGACCGCGGUGUCGAUGUCAUCGACGUGUCCAGCGGCGGAAACCACCGCGAGCAAAAGGUGCAGGGCGGCCCAGGCUACCAGGCCAAGUUCGCCAAGCACAUCAAGAAGGUGGUCGGCGACAAGGCCCUCGUGAGUUCCGUGGGCAACAUCAAGACCGGCACUCAAGCAGAGGAGAUUAUCUCAGGCGGAAAGGAUGAGGAUGAUGCACAGCUUGAUCUUAUUGCAGCAGGACGAUUGUUCCAGAAGAACCCCGGCCUGGUGUGGGCGUGGGCGGAGGAUUUGGAUAUUGAGAUCCAGAUUGCGCAUCAGAUCAGAUGGGGAUUUGGAGGCCGGGCGACGAAGAAGCAGGAUUAUGUCGAGAUGGCUAACCUCUAA
Messenger RNA from Fusarium sp. VM40, 1311 nucleotides. NCBI's taxonomy places the organism in Eukaryota, Fungi, Ascomycota, Sordariomycetes, Hypocreales, Nectriaceae. The record is from the annotation of a GenBank genome assembly.